UAAUAUAUUUAAGCCUCCCCAAGUAUCGUUAUUUAAAGAAAAUGAAAUGGCUACUCCGUGCCACAAGCGAGGGUCUAUCGCUACCACAACAACAUCCCUCGCCACGGAGAAAAUGGUUUAGUGAGAGGCAGCCGUCAGGAAAAAAAACCUUCAUGCAAACUACACGUACCAUAACGAAGUAUUGAGAGGUAACACAAACGUCUACCUUCGCCGUGUCUCCAGGAGACGUCCCUGACAGGAUAAAAAAAUAAAUAAAAUAACUUGCAAGCAUUGGAAAAAGAUAAUCCUAACUCAACCUGCAGAUAUCUUGGAGGCGAGUGUGCGCCAGUAGCCCAAGGUAAUGGCUGAUGAGAUACUCCAAAACAGCCAUGUGAAUGAAGGUAUCAUCACCUUGGUUGCUGAAGGACGUCAGUUUGUUAGUCACAAGUCCAAGCUUAUAGAAUCGAGUGACUACUUCAGGGCUAUGUUUUCCAGCAACUUUACUGAACAUGAAAAGAACACCAUAGAACUUCAGGGUAUAGAUGCUGACUGUUUGCUGCUGCUGCUCCAGUAUGUAGAAUGUGGAAGCUACAUUAUUCCAUCUGAUAACAUUCUUAUGCUGCUUCAGACUGCAGCUAUGCUUCAAUUUAUCAGCGUGCAGAGUGCAUGUGAGCAAGAAAUCUUAGCUUCUCUCUCAUGUGACACCUGCCUAGAAGUAUAUUAUGUUACAUCUUCAUUGGGCCUUACUCAAAUAGCAACAGCAGCUCUAACAAUUUCAGUUUGGAAUUUCUCGGAAAUCAGAAACAAGCCCCAGUUUUUCCAACUCUCUCUCUGUGAGUUGAUAGAGUAUGUAAGCAACCCAAGCCUGUACCAUGGACCAGGUGGAGAAUGGACAGUUUGGGAGGCACUUCUUAGCUGGAUUCAGGUGAAUGAGGCUGAGAGAAGUGGCCAUCUCCUUCAGCUGUUCCAGUGUGUGGACUUCCACUCCUUGACAAUAGAUGACAUAUCUAAUAUGCUUUUCUACAAUAUUGUAAGUGACAACAAUGAAGCUGUGCAAGUGUUAGAAACUAUCAAAAAGUUUAAAAUGAGCCAGUUAAAUCAAAUUUCUGAUCAAAGUGCAGAUGGCAAACUUAUGGAACAAGAAAUGGAUGAUUGCUUAGAUGAACUUGGAAGAUUAAAGAAAUGUGACUCUGACAUAAAUAAUGUACAGAUUGAAACGGACAGUGAGCAACAAAAUGUACAAGUCAUUGUUAAGAGAAUAUUGAAGCGAGCCAGAAGGAAGUUGAGCCAAGUUCCAUGUGUUGUGGGGUUUAAGCGAUCACAGUCAUCACAUAGGAAGAUAAAAGCUAAAAAUAGUGAUGACGAAGAUGAAGCCCAUCUUUGGUCUUCCCGAAUUAGAAACUUAGAGAUGUUACCAGUUGUAUAUUCAUUUAAUCCAGUCACUAAGAAAAUGGCAGAAGAAAUAGCUUUAACCAAACUUUGUGAUGGGCCAGUCCAGUGCUCUGGAUAUCAAGUCUGCUCUGUAGGACCAUUUAUAUACAUUAUUGGAGGUGAAUAUCAGCUAGGCCAUGGGAACUGGAAUAAAUCUUUGCUGAGGUAUAGCACUAUUUCAAAGAAGUGGAUUGUUGAAUACUCGUUGCCCCAGCCUCGAAGACAUUAUAUGGUCUGUGUUGUAGACUCGAUCAUCUACCUCCUCGGAGGAUUAGGUCGCCACCGUGUUAUACAGAGCUCUGUAGAUGCUUAUGACACCAACUCAGGAGAAUGGAUGACCUGUCCAGACAUGCCUCAUUGUGUUGGUCAUGGUGCAGCUUGUGCAUUUCAAGGAAGGCUCAUGGUGUUUACACAAGAAAUGCAGCUACUGACAUACUAUCCAUCCAAAAAAAAAUGGUCGGCCAUUCCAGUGAGGUCUCCAAGUAAACAAGGCUAUCGAGCAGCGCUAACAUGGAAAAAUUGUGUUUAUUUAGUAGAUAACUGCUCUACCCUAGUUUACAAAUUUUCACCAGAAGAAGGAAGAACUAUCACAAACUUUGGACGUUUUGUAACUCCACCAGUAAAUGUCUGCAUUGUAGAUGGAAAAAUGUAUAGUUUUAGCCAUGAUGACCUAGAUGACAGUCAUGUUAUAGAGGUUUUAGAUAUUACUGAGAAGCAAGGUGGUGCUGUACAUACUUCUCUUCUUGAGAGUAAAGCAACUUCCAGACAGUCAUAUACUAGUCAAAGAGUAGGUGGGCAAACUGAGGCUGCUGUAGUAGCUGCUAAGGAGGUGUGGAGAGAGAAGGAAGCCGAGCCUCACAUCUUUACAACUAAAUGCCCUGCUGAUGCUACAUUUUCGCUGGGAUGCUUUCCACUUUUGAAGCUAGGGUUAUAAGGGAAAUAAUUCAGAUAGAGCACUCAGUGUAAAUUAAUUUUUAAAUGCAUAGCUUCUUACAGUUCAAUAUUGUGUUGAAUACAAAACACAAAGGGAGAGGGACACUUUUAUUGAGACAUAUUAAAUAAACUUAAGUUUGUAUAUUUGAAGUAAAAAAUGCAUGCACAUUCAUUGAUUAAUGAAUAAAUUGUGGGGACAUUUAAAUGUUUCAUUUCAUUUAUAUUCAUAAUUUUAAUUUUAUUUUACACCAGCAGAAUCAUUAUAUAUGUGACAGUUAUGUCCUUUACUUAGACAAUACCUUGUGUGAGAUCAGUGCCUUCUAAGGUAUGCAUGGUAGGCAGUUUCUUUGAAGCCGUGAGAGGGUGUUGAAACGGUUUAUUUACAAGGCGGAACAUCAUGUAUGUGCAGUACUCUCUACUGGAUGGUAGUUAUAAACAAUUGAUAAUUAUAAGAUAAAUUUGUAUAAAAACUAUUUGGAAUGCAGUUAUUUAAAGAAAAUGCAACAGAUAUAUGAUUAUUGCAUUGUUUUGGGACCAAGUUAGAAAUUUUUGCUAAACAUUAGGGUUCAUUUUGUUUUUUUCUUCACUUAAUUGCAGCUUCAAUUUUUUUAAUUUUCUGCAAAUAGACUCAUUAUACAUGUCGCAGCUAUUCUUAUCACAUGGACAUAUGAGUUCAUGUACAGUACUGUGCUUACCAGGUUAGUUGUAGUACUCUCUUAUCAAAUGCUUCUGAUAUGGAAUACAGUGGUCUGACUUGUGCAUACAAUUUGUGGUAGUCAUCUGCUGCUGCAAACAUCUCAGCUGUGCAGACGAGGAGUCACAAUAACGUGGCUGAAAUAUGCUGGCUAAACCACACAAUAGAAAGUGAAGAGAUGACGACAUUUCGGUCCAUCCUGGACCUCAAGUCGAUUGUGAUGAGGGAAGGACGUGAAGGCAAUUUAUUGCCUUCACCUCCGUCCCUGAGUGAACAUGGAAAAUUCAUUCAUGAACAUUCAAAGCCUCUCCAUACUUUACUUAAUAUCAAAAGGGUCAGAAAAUUGUGCUUUUGUAACCUGCCCCAUUGCCCACUUGCUUGCUAAUACAGUACUGUACAGGGAAGCACCCACAACAAUCUUGAAUUCAUUGUCUUAAGCCUGAUCACAUUUCUUCCUGACUUAUCCCUAUAAUGGUAGUUCAGACUCCAGACCAAAUUCAGUUAUGUGCCUUGUUUCCACACUUAAAAUCCUACGGUUACAGUGCAGUGGGUAAAUGCUCUGUACUUCCCAAGACAGUACAUACAUGUACAUUUUGCCAGCUAGCCUUACUCUUUUCCUGGGUGUUAAGGGGCUUCAACCUGAGGCAUUGAGAGGUUUCAAACUGAUUCCCAGUCAGCCCUGCUUGGGCAUUUGUUGAGAGUGAUUGCUUCUAUGAAGCAUGCAAGUGUAAGGAUACUGUGAGGAGUAUUACUGCUUCCUACUUACCGAUCAGUAUUUACCUAUAAUUCUUUGCUAGCCUGGUUGUACCUGCUGCAUUAUAAUUUAACUAUCCAAAUGUUCGAAUUCCUUGUCAAAUCUAGCUUUAAAGUUGUGAAUGGUAGUGGCUUUUACAAUUUCUUUCAGUGCAAUCCACUUGUUGGAUUGCACUGAAUCCCUCAUCAACUUUGCAUCAUUUGCAAACAUUAACAUGUAUGAGCUCACUUCCUUGGGUAGAUUGUUCACACAAAUUAGGAACAGUUGUAGUCCAAGGACCAAGCCUUGUGAGACCGCCACUUGUUACAUUCUUCCAAGUUGAAACCUCCUCUCUGACUGUGACUCUUUGCUUUCAGCCUUUCAGGUACUCGUUCACCCCAGUUAUCCCAGUGUGCUUCUCCAUCUUGUACACCAACCUUUCAUGAGGAACUGUGUUAAACACUUUUUCACUAUACUGUACUGUAUUGGAAAACACAGUCUACCCCAUCUUUCUUUUUUUCUGUCUUAUUAUAGUAACCCUGUCAUAGAACUCAAUCAAAUUUGUCAGGGAUGGUUUUUCUUUUCUAAAUCCAUGCUGCCUUUUCAUUGCAAAGUUGGUCCUCUCCAGCUGCUCCACCAUUCUCAUCCUGAUUACUUUCUCCAGCAUUUUACUUAUCAGUGACACUGGUCUGUAAUUUAUUCUUUUAUUUUAAUAUUGGGACUAAAUUUGCCUAUUAUCUUUAAUUCUGGGAGAUAGUAAAUCUCAAGUUACUGUAUUUAUUGAACAUAUUAGCUAGUGGGUGACGAAGUACUUCUGAUGCAUCUUUCAGCAGCAGCAGUAGUAGUAGUGACAUUGUCUGAUCCCAAUAAUUUUGUCACAUUAAGUUCAUCCCGAUGUUUAUAUAUUUUUAUUUUUUCUCUUCUACAAUGACUACAAUAUCAUAUAUUGUGUUUUUUUUAAAACAUUGAAAAACAUGCUUUUGCUGUACUUGGCUAACUAGACUUGAGGUGUGAGUUGAAAAAUAAGUUGUGUACAUCUGCCCCCAUUUGAGUUUUCCAUUGUCAGAGACAUAAAGCCUAUUAGGCUUAUUAAGAUGUCCCAAGCUAACAACUGGCCUUCUCUAAGAUGCUCCUCAUGAUACUUUUUUGUAGCCAACUAACUCCUUGGUACAGUAUCUAUUUACUGCUAGGUAAAUGGAGAUAUCAGGUGUAAAGAAUCAUACCCAAACAUAUCUCUGAAUGGCAUGCUAGCUUAGAUGAAUGAGGCACCAUCACUAACUGUAAGUAAGAAUAUUAGUGUGUGUACAAUUCUUAUUGCUGUUCUGAUUAGUGAAUCUUGGGUCUCCAGCAUAAUUUACAUGUCCCUAGAUAUUGUUUGUUGUGUCAGUGAAGUCUCUUACAGGUACAGUAAGCUUGUAGUGUGCUCCAUGUGUUGCAACUAAUUGUUGCUACAAUUUGGAUAUAAUGCUUCAUUUACUUAUGUGCAUAUCAUUAUGAUUGACAUAUCCUUGAAAGUGAAUUCCCUAUAUACUUCCUUGUGUUAAUAGUUCUGAGGUGCAGUUAUUGCUGUUAUCAGUGGUUGAGUCGGGCCUUAUGUUUCAGUACCAAUCUUAGUCCAUUGUUUAAUUUGAAAUCUACUUCUGUUUUUUUUUUCAUGUACAGUAAUAGCAUUUAAGUUCUUUAAUAAAUGUAGGCGAAAUA
Molecule: messenger RNA, 5471 nt
Organism: Procambarus clarkii (red swamp crayfish)
Lineage: Eukaryota; Metazoa; Arthropoda; Malacostraca; Decapoda; Cambaridae
Product: kelch-like protein 38
Molecular function (GO): protein binding
Source: RefSeq, a predicted model, not a curated record